Molecule: messenger RNA, 831 nt
Organism: Vicia villosa (hairy vetch)
Lineage: Eukaryota; Viridiplantae; Streptophyta; Magnoliopsida; Fabales; Fabaceae
Exons: 1
Coding region: 1-831 (276 amino acids)
Source: RefSeq, a predicted model, not a curated record
AUGGUGAAUGGAGGUUUCCCUUUUCAAAUGUCGAUGCUCACUAAGAACAACUAUGAUAAUUGGAGUAUCAAGAUGAAGGCGCUACUAGGAUCUCAAGAUGUGUGGGAUGUCGUUGAGAAAGGCUUUAAGGAGCAAGAUGAAGCCUCACUAAGUCAAGGUGCAAAAGAUACAUUGAAGGAGUCAAGAAACAGAGACAAGAAAGCUCUCUUCCUCAUUUAUCAAUUGGUGGAUGAAGAUACUUUUGAAAAGAUAUCCAACGCAACGACGGCCAAAGAAACAUGGGACAAGCUUCAAACUUGCAACAAAGGAGUUGAGCAGGUAAAAAAGAUUUGUCUUCAAACUCUUAGAGGUGACUUUGAACGUUUGUUUAUGGAGGAGUCUGAGUCAAUUUCUGAUUAUUUUUUUCGAGUAUUGGUCGUAGUCAAUCAACUUAAAAUAAAUGGUGAAGAUGUUGAUGAUGUGAAAGUCAUGGAGAAAAUACUUCGCACUUUAAAUCCAAGUUUUGACUUCAUUGUUACCAACAUUGAAGAAAACAAGGAUUUAAAAACCAUGAUCAUAGAGCCACUCAUGGGUUCCUUACAAGCAUAUGAAGAAAAACAAAAGAGAAAAACUAAACAAAAGGAGGCUAUAGAGCAACUACUACAACUCAACAUAAAGGAAGCAAACUAUGUAAACUACAAGAGCCAAAGAGGACGAGAUCAUGGACGAGGACAUGGAAGAGAAGGAAGAGAAGGUUACAACAACUACUCUAACAACUUCAACAAUUGUGAAAGAAGUUGGAAUCCACAAGCGACAAGAGGUCGUGGAAGAGAAAAUUCACGGUCGAGGUAA